AUGGCACGCCAGGCGGUUGCUCUAGUCCUCAUCGUCACCGUCGCCUUCGCCGCGGCGGUUUCUGCCCAAUCACCCACUAGCUCUCCAUCAUCAUCGCCGGCGCCGGCAUCAAAUUCAACUACGUCCCCCACCCCACAAGCAUCUCCCGCCCCGGCUUCCUCCGCAGAAGCAUCCCCCGCCCCGUCUUCCACCAAUGCCGCCAGCACUCAACCUGCUGGCUCCUCGGCGCCAACCACCGGUUCUUCCGCCUCCCCUAAAGCAGCCUCGCAUUCCCCCCAUGCAGCUGCCACCCCCAAGGAGGCGGCCUCUUCUCCAUCUAGCUCCCCCAGCAGUGAUGCCAGUUCCCCCACCACCACCGAUGCUGCCGAUGCACCCGCUGAAAACCAGCCCGCUGCUGACACACCAGCAUCGAGCGGUGCCGCCUCCUUGAAGUUCUCCGCCAUCUCCGCCGCUGCAGCCGCCGGAUACUUCUUCUUUUAA
This is a messenger RNA of Sesamum indicum (sesame), 480 nucleotides long. The record is from RefSeq and is a predicted model, not a curated record. Lineage: Eukaryota; Viridiplantae; Streptophyta; Magnoliopsida; Lamiales; Pedaliaceae.